CUGUAUGGAAAUAGAGAGGGCGUGACCUGAGGUUACAGUUUCAGGUGAGAGCAACUGAAGGGAAGCAAAGGUUUUGUGCUGUUUCAGUCUGUCAGGACUCCUGGAGACAACUUUACCUUUGGAAUAUUGCUGAACAGAAAGGUUUACCAAUAUGGUCACUAUGCGAAAGUGCCUGACAUGCUCAAGACUACAGUUGGCUGUGAUGUUUGUGCUAACAGUUUAUCUCAACACAGAUGUCAUAGAGGGUAUUCAGAUAACAUCCACAGGGCCUCAGACCAUUCAGAAAGCCCAGGGGGAGACAGUCACGCUGGGGUGCACCUUCAUCCCUGACCCCUCUGACAUAGGAGAACUGGACAUUGAGUGGUUGAACGUCCGUCCAGACAUGACCCAGAAAGACCAGCUGAUCUUAUCUUAUUCAGGAGGCAAAAAAGUGCAUUAUGGGGACCCCAGCUUGUCUACCAGGAUGGACUUCACAGGAGCUCCCACACUGGGAGACGCAUCCGUCUCCAUCUCUGCAGUGAAAGCCUCAGACACAGCCACCUACCAGUGCAAAGUCAAGAAAGUGCCGGGUGUCGACAUGCGAAAAGUCACUCUGGUAGUGAUGGUUCCACCAUCAAUGCCUAAGUGCUGGGUUGAAGGUGGCGAGGAGAAGGGGAGCGAUGUCACCCUCCGAUGCCAGUCCUCCGUGGGAUCCAUCCCCAUCAACUAUGUCUGGACCAGAGAGAGUGGAGGGGCCAUCCCGCCCACAGCAACACAAAACUCUCAGACUGGAGAGCUGAUGAUAAGAAAUCACUCAGAGAGCUACAUGGGAAACUAUCUUUGUGUGGUGUCGAAUCCUGUUGGCAAAGUGCAGUGUAAAUGCACCCUGCACGCAUACAACCCUUCCAACAAGGCAGGGACCAUAGUGGGUGCUGUGAUUGGUGGCCUGCUACUGUUGCUCCUCCUCCUGCUUCUCAUCUGGCUUCUGGUCUGCUGCUGCCACAAGCGUCGCUAUGAGAAGGAGGUUGCCCAUGAAAUCAGGGAGGAUGCCCCAGCCCCAGAGAGUCGCCCCGCCAGCAGGAACUCCAGCUUCCGCUCGGUCCUAGGCUACCGCUCCCACCCGGGGGUGGUCUACAGCUCAGUAAGAAAGGGCCAGCCCAAGAGGACAGAAUCAGGCCACAGCAGCAUCUACACAGACAGCGGGCAGCAGGCCCCUCCUCUGUUGAAAUAUGACAGCAGUUAUGGCUAUCCUGUGUAACAAUAAUUUGGGUUGGGAUAAGAAACCUCAUCGCAUUUUUGAAAUGUCAGUUUAGGACAUUUUACCAAACUUCAGUAUAAACAGCUAUCACAUGCAGGCAUAGACCGCCACAGUUGAGAUGUCAUAAUACCCAUAAAAACCUAGCAGUCAAACAGAGAAAUGGUUCCGAUUGUUUUCCUCCAUUUUUCCCAUAGGGGAUUUUAGAAACACUUAAAAUAAGGUCUGUGUUUUGUGUAGGCUUACCCUGGCAUGACGUUUUGAUAAGCAUUUAAAUUUGUCUCAGACAAGGUGACUUAUCAAAAUAUUUGGCUCUAUUUUCUCUGUUUAAAAAUGCAAAUUUGCAUCAAAGUAGACAUCAUGCAAGACUACAAAUCAGUGCAAGCUCCUGACACCUUUGCUAACAGGUAAUGUGUCAAUUUUAAAACUUGCACAAGACAGUUCACAGAAUUGUCAGUAUAAAGGAGUUUAGCAAUUUUUUUCAAAUCUACAUUUAGCUAACAUUUAGAUAGUUACUCGAGAGAUUCUUACCUUCGCCUCGAUUCGGCAGUUUUGUCCAGAUCAUCAUGGUAUUUGUAGUUCUUUAUGAUAGCCACAUACAAGCAAAUAUAUUGAUAAAAGUCACCUUGUCCAAGAGAUAUUUACAUGGUUAUCAAAAUGCCACGCCAGGGUAAGCCUACAC
Molecule: messenger RNA, 1916 nt
Organism: Oncorhynchus gorbuscha (pink salmon)
Lineage: Eukaryota; Metazoa; Chordata; Actinopteri; Salmoniformes; Salmonidae
Gene: vsig8b
Product: V-set and immunoglobulin domain containing 8b
Exons: 8
Coding region: 152-1237 (361 amino acids)
Source: RefSeq, a predicted model, not a curated record